Phalaenopsis equestris is the source of this 776-nucleotide messenger RNA. RefSeq lists its product as uncharacterized. The record is from RefSeq and is a predicted model, not a curated record. NCBI's taxonomy places the organism in Eukaryota, Viridiplantae, Streptophyta, Magnoliopsida, Asparagales, Orchidaceae.
UUGGAAAAGGCGACUGGUGGCAUGACUUGGGGACAUCCUAAUGUCAAAAACGAUGCUGAUUUGGAGGAGGGGACUGGUGGCAUGACUUGUGGACAUCCUAAUGUCAAAAGCGAUGCUGAUUUACAAAACCUUGAACCAGAUCCAUAUUUACCAGGCUAUCUGUAUGGUUUCGAUACUGCAGAAAAGUGGCAACAACUACAGCAGAUGCCAUCUAUAUCAGCACAGAGCGCUUGGCGAGCUGAACAAUACCAUAAAGAAUUUCCUCUUCAAUUUGAAGAUCGACUUCAACUCGAAAGCAUCUACUGCGAUUUGCAGCAUUUUCAAGGCAAGAACACAGAGUUGCAGCAAAAUGGGAUCCGAAGCUGUAACAUUCAAGAGGCUCAGUGUAGACACCGAGGAGGAGAACAGCACUGGCCAAGAGGAAGGCAGUAAAAAGAGAGCUUUUCUGUGAGGAGAAUCACUUUGUUCAACGUACAUUCCCUUGGCAUUUUAGCUUUGGAUUAAACUUCAGAGCUGAAUAAAUCAUGGAGACUCGCACCUUGUUACUCUUGAUUCCUUAAUUCUUUGCUAUUGUAGCUGUUUUUCUUCAGAGAACCUCCCCGUUGAAGGAAAUAAAUCUGGAGUAUGCUGGGCAUGAUUCACUAAAUUCUUUGCUAUUGUAGGUGUUUGCUAUUGUACCAGAUUAAAUAAUAUGUUGAUUAACAUGGACCAAAACAUAUUUGGGUUCCCAAUUUAGUUAUUUGGUUUCCUUAUAUAAGAAUAUCUCGAUAGAGAAA